This is a messenger RNA of Talaromyces marneffei, 1467 nucleotides long. RefSeq lists its product as uncharacterized. Gene Ontology annotation, biological process: transmembrane transport. NCBI's taxonomy places the organism in Eukaryota, Fungi, Ascomycota, Eurotiomycetes, Eurotiales, Trichocomaceae. Gene Ontology annotation, molecular function: transmembrane transporter activity. The transcript has 8 exons. The record is from RefSeq and is a predicted model, not a curated record. Bases 1 to 1467 code for a protein of 488 amino acids.
AUGACUCCUCCUACUACAGCCGUCAAAAUGCCGAGCGCGACUGUGGACGCCGUUGAAGACGACACAAAAGAGCAAUGGACUGCUUUUCGGUCUUCGAAAAGUUUUAUUAUUAUCGUUGUGUCCGUUGCUAUUUUUGCCGAUGUUUUCAUAUAUGGGAUGGUCAUACCCUUGAUUCCGGCCAUUCUGAGAGACCGACUUCACCUACCUGACGAUCAACUUCAAACAUGGAUGGCGAUCUUGCUCGCAACAUUCGGCGGUGCGCUGCUCGUCAGUUCCCCUGUUAUUGGAUACUUUGCCGACAAAGGCUCUUCACGCAGACUCCCAUUUCUGGUCGGGUUGGUUGCAGUCGCCGGCGCGACGAUAAUGUUCUGGCUGGCAAGGUCUCCUACCACGAUGAUUGUUGCACGCAGUUUGCAGGGUCUGGCUGAGGCUGCAAUGUGGACCAUCGGAAAUGCCCUCAUAGUUGAUACGAUGGGCAAGGAUCAACUAGGAGUCGCGAUGGGCUAUGUCUCCAUGUCGAUGAACAUUGGAACUAUGGCAGGCCCGGCCUUGGGUGGAAUUCUAUUGGACCGAGCAGGCUAUGAUUCGGUAUUCAUGGUGGCAUUAGCCCUGAUAGGUGUGGACGUCGUACUACGGUUACUCAUGAUCGAGCCCCAAACCAAGCCACACGUCAAAUUCCUCGAGGAUGAAACCGAGCCCUUGCUGAGAGAUGCCCCCUCCCGAGACUAUCAGACUCGUAGUCUAGACCAACAGUCACAACCCGAUGUGGAGGGCUCUCCAAGAUCUGGUACUCGGGGUCGCAUCCCGCCUAUCGUCCGUCUAGCAAUGUCUGGCCAGCUUAUGGUAUUGUUGAUUGCAAGCAUUGUUGAUGCUGCGAUCUGGACUACUUUUGAGACGACCGUUCCAGUGUUUGUGAUCCAAAAGUUCAACUGGGGAUCUUUUGAGAUCGGCAUGUGUUUCUUGGUCUUGACAUUACCUAGUAUCAUUUCUCCCAUUAUCGGAUCGAUUAUCGACCGCUAUGGCCCACGCAUCGUAUCUGUCACCUCAUUCAGCUCCUUAGCACCGAUAUUCAUCCUAUUUCAAUUCGUCAGCGAUGAUUCACUCCAAUCCCGCAUCUUAUUCAUCGCACUACUCGUAGGAGCCGGCUUCUCCUUCUCAGCAGUACUGCUUCCAGUCUUAGUAGAGAUCAGCGAACCAAUCGAUCGCAAGGAGAAAGAGUGUCCAGGAAUAUUUGGCGAAAAAGGUGCUAAUGCACAAGCGUAUGCCCUUCAUGGCAUGGCAUGGGCCUCGGGACAGUUACUUGGGCCCAUUAUCGCGGGAACCCUAGCCCAGACGGCUGGGUGGGGAGUCAUGAAUAUCGUCAUGGCGGUGGUAAGCGCAUCGACAGCGCUGAUGCUGGCUUUGACGAGCGAGAAGGUUCGUGGAAUGUUUGCGGGCUCGAGCAAGGGCCAGAAUCGUGAGGGCUGA